UUUUCCAUUGUUAGUUCAUUAUUGAUGACCACAAUGAGGACCAUGGGUCCAGUUUGUUUCAAGAUUCUCGUUCAAGCCAUAUUUAUGUUGUGGUUGACGAUGUCGCAGUACUUGCAUCAUGCGAAGUAUGUUUCUGCUGAAUUUUGGUGCAAAGAUAGUGAGAAGCUUGCACUCCUCGACUUCAAGUCAGGUUUAGUUGACGACUAUGGUGUUCUGUCAUCAUGGGAAAGAAACGAAGAUUGUUGCCAUUGGAGAGGUGUUUUCUGCAACAACCUAACAGGCCAUGUACAAUACCUCGAUCUUAGUGGUCUCUAUGAUAAUCCUCUUGUUCCCAAUAUCGGUCUCGGAUAUACAGCUCGUCGCUUGAAGGGUCAGAUCCACGCAUCAUUGUUGGAGUUGAAGCAUUUGGUGUACUUCAAUCUCAGCUAUAACUAUUUUCCCAACACCCAUAUUCCACAAUUCUUUGGAUCUCUCUCCAACUUGGAAUCUCUUGAUCUCUCACAUUCUUAUUUUAGUGGUCAAGUUCCACCACAACUUGGUUCUCUUUCAAAAUUGUUGUACUUAAAUCUUGAAGACAACAAGCUUAAUGGUUCAAUCCCUUACCAACUGGGAAACCUUUCUAGCUUGUUGUAUCUUUCAUUAUGUUACAAUGAUUUUGAAGGAACAAUACCUUCUGAGCUUGGAAAACUUUCAAGCUUGGAGCAGCUUUGCCUUGGAGGACACGCCACCUUUGGUGCUCUCACAGUUGAUAAUCGCGGAGGUCAAUGGUUGUCCAAUCUCACCUCCUUAAUCGUUCUUGAUUUAAGCGAGGUGAUUAAUCUAAACAACUCUUAUAUUUGGAUGCAAAUUAUGGUUGGUAGUAACUUACCUCACCUUCAAGAACUCCGCUUAGAAAGUUGUUUCCUUUCUGAUCACUAUUUGACCAAGUUUAUGUCAAAUUUCAAAUCCAAUUCUUCUUCUUCUCUUCGAAGUCUUGAUCUUAGUAACAACUACUUCGAGUCACCCAUGAUUUUCAAGUGGAUAUCCCAAGUCAACCCCAACCUUGUUAUUCUAGAUCUUUCUUUCAACUCCUUGAAGGGUCCAAUACCAAGUGAUUUUGGCACAGCAAUGACAUCACUGCAAGAACUUUACCUCACUGGUAACAGAUUCACCAAGGGCAAGGAUUUGAGAUCCUUAGCAGAUAUAUGCAGUUUGAUGGAGUUAAGCUUGAUGGAAAACAACUUAGAUGAAGAACUUGCAACAAUUCUUCAAAACUUGUCAGCUGGUAGUUGUUCUGGACACUCAUCACUUUUUGUACUCCUCCUGAACAUGAACCAAAUAACCGGAGAAUUUUCCGGCAUUGCGACCAGUUUUCCGUCUUUGAUACAACUGAGUCUUGCUGGAAACCGGUUAACCGGAAAGAUCCCUGAAGACAUCACAUUGCCAUCCAAGUUGGAGUCUUUGUCUAUUGGAUCAAACUUCUUAACAGGUGGAAUUCCAAAGUCUUUUGGAGAUGCAUGUUUGAAUUCUUUUGAGUCUAAAUAA
Arachis stenosperma is the source of this 1524-nucleotide messenger RNA. Its product is annotated as receptor-like protein 43. The transcript has 2 exons. Gene Ontology annotation, molecular function: protein binding. The record is from RefSeq and is a predicted model, not a curated record. NCBI's taxonomy places the organism in Eukaryota, Viridiplantae, Streptophyta, Magnoliopsida, Fabales, Fabaceae. Bases 25 to 1524 code for a protein of 499 amino acids.